AUGGGGCUGACUUUGACGGGCACGUACAACACCAGACAGCUACAGAUUGUCAUCAUCAACAGCAUGCUCGUUGUAUUGUCAAUUUCAGCUGUUUCUCUGAGAGUCUGGGCACGCAGGUUACAAGGCCUGAGUCUUUUCAUAGAAGACUACCUGAGCAUUGUCGCUCUGGCUUUGGCUCUUGCAGUUAAUGCACUUCUCUUCCAGAGUCUUCACGCUGGCGUUGGGGAACAUGUCGAUACGCUUUCCGCUGCUACUGUUCAGGAAUAUUCCUUGAACCUCUAUGUGAUGCAGCUGUUCUGGAAUACAUGCCUUCCGGUCAUUAAGCUGUCUAUCGUCGUAUUCUACCAGCGCAUCUUCCCAGUUUCUUCCAUGAUAUUUGUGUGCCGCUCAUGGCAGAAGAAGACCACUAAGGGGCACUGCAUAGACUUUGUCCCUUUUGUGACCACACUAGCUGCGACCAACUUGUGCACCGACGUCAUUUUGUUGGUUUUGCCCACACGAGAGAUCUGGAAACUCCAAAUACCUUGGCCUAGGAAGAUAGGUUUGUCGAUUGUAUUUACUCUGGGUGUCAUGUACGAUGUCUGCAGCGCAGCCUUUCAGAAGUCCAGCGGGUCAGAUACAUACUCCCACCUUUGGACUGCGAUCGAGAGCAGUCUCGGGGUGGUGGUAUCCUGCCUGCCCAGCUUGAUGCCAAUUGUGCGCCUAGUCAGGGGCAGGAAAUUGCGGCGCAGCGGAAAAUCCUUUAGUCGUCCACAGGAUGGCUCAUCUUCCUACCCGAGUUACGUGCGACCACCGUACGAGCUGUCAAAGCUGUCAAAUCAUGUUACCUCGGGAGCGAGUCGGACAAGGCGUCGGUCAGGAAGUAGUCGCUCGGACUUAAUCCAGAAAGCUGUUGGGGAUAUUGAGAUCGUCACUGAAAUUAAUCAAGAGGUGGAGUCGGCCAGUCAAUGUGGCUUUGAGACUUAG
Messenger RNA from Aspergillus neoniger CBS 115656, 966 nucleotides. RefSeq lists its product as uncharacterized. The transcript is spliced from 6 exons. NCBI's taxonomy places the organism in Eukaryota, Fungi, Ascomycota, Eurotiomycetes, Eurotiales, Aspergillaceae. The record is from RefSeq and is a predicted model, not a curated record. Bases 1 to 966 code for a protein of 321 amino acids.